CUCUUGUACUUCCACUCAGUGGUGCCUGAGGUUGGUUUGUCUUCUACAAUCCUCGCCUCGCAUACUGUGCACCUUGCCGAUGAUGGAAGAUCUGGUCCGCGAAUUCAACAGCCUUCCACGCCCACAAACUACUCCAACAGGCUUGCCCAACCAUUGGGUGUUCCGGACUCGUCAUGUGCCGUUACAGCCACCCGGUGACCUUCUGAUCGCCGUCCACCCACCCAGCACCUUCGCCUUGCACGCGGGACCGGCGCAAAUCCUGAAUCUGCCUUCUCUGCCCGACAAGGCAACUGCAAUCGUGAGCUUGCUCCUGGAUGCAUUCAUCAAGGGUAGUCGCGAUCCCACUGGCAGGCAGGAAGCUCCAGCUUUCGCACCUUGGACCUGGGCAACCGACGACCAGGAGCUGGCAGAGGCAAUACAGCUGAAGCUGAGAGACCACGGCGUUCAGGAGGCGCUUUGUAACGUGGGCUUGUUGCAGCUUGGUGAUGCCUCCCAGUGCCACCACUGCCGCAAGACCUUUUCCACAUCACCCAAGAGAUGCUCCGCUUGUGGUAAGGCGUACUAUUGCAAUCGGGACUGUCAGAAAGCGGACUGGAAGCGACACAAGAAGCCCGACUGCUUGGCCAACCGUUCCGACUCUAAUUCCUCGGCAAGUGCUGCGCAGGCACGAGAAGUUGUCGACGCGCACACCUAUUUCAACACUGUAGCGCAUACUAUCCCGGAAGCCCAAGCACUGGCAAGGACGCUGAAUCUCGUCUUGCCCAGCUCUCUAUCUCCAGCUCAGAGACAAGGCACACGUGCGGAGAACAUGGCGAUGCUUUUCGGUCCAUCUUGGCAAGAGAGCAUACAGAGAGACCGUGACGAGAUUCGUCUCGAAGUCCUGCUCAAUCCUCCAAGAGGCUCUCCCUCAUACGCCAUAAGUGCACAACUCGAUGCUGGUGGCCCAACGUGGUCUCCGCGUCCAGCAACCCCACAAGAGAGAGCAAGACUCGAUGAAGUGCGCGAAAUGCAGGCAAUGAUACGCCAGCGUGUAGGAUCGCAUCAAUGUAUGUGUAAUGUACCCGAUGACAUCCAGCUCAAGCUUUCGUACAUGAGACCUUCCAGCUCCUUGCCGCAUCGUCCAUACUAA
Messenger RNA from Pseudocercospora fijiensis CIRAD86, 1129 nucleotides. RefSeq lists its product as uncharacterized. Bases 80 to 1129 code for a protein of 349 amino acids. The record is from RefSeq and is a predicted model, not a curated record. The transcript is spliced from 6 exons. Lineage: Eukaryota; Fungi; Ascomycota; Dothideomycetes; Mycosphaerellales; Mycosphaerellaceae.